GGCGGCCCCACGCUUCCGGGCCGGCGGCGGCGGUGCCCUCAGCGGCCGGGACGGCGACCGAGGGGCGGCGGCGCCAUGCGCCCGGCGGGUCGGAAUUAGAGAUAAGAAUUUGCAAGAAACUGAAGCAAAAAUGGAGUCAAAGGUGUCAGAGAAAAAAGCAACACAAGGCAGAAGAAAAAGCGAAGAAGGUGAUUUUAAACAAGCAGAGUUUGAAUGUGAUCAUAAAUCCAAAAAUCCCUGGGAAAAUACGAAGGAUAUUCUCGUGAUAUAUGAAAAAGAAGCAGAAGAGUGGGCUCUGUAUUUAAAGUCUCUUUUUGGACAUGUAGUGAACGAAGGAGGAAUCUUACUCUACAAUCUAAAGACUUCAACUUUCAAGCACCAGGAGCUAUUUUCUUUGCCCUGUUAUAAAUGUAAAGUCCUGAUACUAUCAUGUGGACUUCUUAACUGCCUGAAUCGAAAGAGAAGUUAUUUUCUGGAGCAAGUUCUAAAACCUCUGGAUAAUGUGGUCAUUCUGCUUUGUGGGGUGGAGAAUUCAGAGAUCCUUUCUGAGAUACUGACCUUAGAUGGAAGCAGCAAAGAGAUUUCGACUGAUCAGGAGCCUGAGGAAUAUCUCUCUGUUGUUACUGGAAUUAUUCAAACAGGUCAGCCACAGAAUGAAAAUACUGGAGACUCUUUGUCUAGCAUCUGUGAAGCAGUUCUUGAAGACGAUCACCAGACUAGCUCUGAUGUUAACUUGUCAAAUAUCAGAGGAGCAUCAGAAAAAACAGGCUUUGAUUUUAAAACAGAGGUACUUUCUGAAACCUUAGAAACUAAUGAGCAGUCAAUAUUGGUGCUUCCAGGAAGAAUAUCAUGUGAGAACCCUGGUGAAAUAUUCAUUUUGUUGAAAGAUGAAAUAGAUGAUGAAACUUUAGAAAUAGAAUUCAUAGCAGAUAAUCAACGAAUUAGGACACAGCCAGCCUCUUGGAAUAAGAAGGUCAAGUACAUGAAAGCCUUAGAUUUUCCUGCUGGCCCUGUAUAUGUAAAUGUCUACUGCAAGGGAGUCAUUAAGACCACAGCACAGAUUGAGUACUAUACUGCACUAGAGGAGAUUGAGCACAUUUUUAAGAAAGUGGUUGACCCAAUAGCUUUCACUUGCCAGGCUUUUAAAUUUUCUUCUGUAGAGAAGCUGGACAAUGUUCUGACUUUGUUAUUGAAAAGCAAAAUAUCUGCUUAUGAAUUCAGCACAUUCCAAAGUGAAGAGCACCACCAACAAGCUAAUAGCCAUUUGGAAGAAUUUCCUACGCUCCUUCACUGUGCAGCCAGAUUUGGAUUAAAGAACCUUGCAACAUUUCUACUCAAUUGUCCUGAGGCUACCCAGGCUUGCAAAAUAAUCAACAGAUAUGGAGAUGAUCCAGCAAGUAUCGCUGAGAAGCACGGGCACAGGGAACUAAGAAAAUUAAUCAAAGAAUUUUCAAUUAAUCCAGCAGAUAAUUUCACCAAUUGUGAGGAGGAAGCAGAAGAUGAUGACACCUACGUGCUUAUGUUAGGCUCAGAAACUCAACCAGCCAUGACAUUAAAAACCAAGCAGAACCCAGGAGAUCAAUAUGGAAUUGGAUCAAGAUGCCAACAAGAAGCUGAGGUGGAUGAUGAUGAGAAAGAUGAUGUGGAAGACAGCAGAGAGGAGACAGAACGGGAAGAUCAAGAAGAGGAUUCAUACAGCUUUCACAGCAGUCCUGACAAUUUGUAUGCCAGCGUACCUGAUGAUAUUGAAGAGAACAGAUGUUACUUUUUCUGUAAGAGGCCACCACCUCCUCCCCCUCGAAAUCUGCCUGGCAUCCUAAGACAGGACAAUCUACACAGUUUAUCACAAGAGAGGAGUUUUGUGGAGGACAGACAUGAAAGAGAGCAUGGUGAUGGGCUCCUAACAGCAUGCUACAGAGAAGAGCAAGAUACAUGGAAGGGAGAUGGCGAGGAGGAACACCCGUACACUUUUGCGAAACUGGAUGAAUCUGUGUAUGAGCUCAUACUGGCGGAGGAGGAGGAGGAGAAAAGGGAAGAACGCAGGUCUUUUAUCCUGAACAGGCCGCCAGCCCCUGCCCCUCGCCCCAUGUGUUCGCCGGUCAGAGAGGAGAACACUCCCUAUAUAGUCCAAGUGUUUCAGCAAAAGGCCAGUCAAGUGCCCAGUGACAACAACAGGACGUACUGCGAUGCCAGGAAGCCCGCACACAGAGGCCACACUGACAUAGUAACUGAUAACAUUGUGAAAUACAACAUCCCUGCUGAACAGGAGGAACUCAUUCACUUGCAGGAACAGGUGAAAAAGAGAGUAAUUUCUGUGGAUGAAGCCCUUGACAGAUUUAAACAGUGGCAGAAUGAAAAACAGAGACUCCAGUCCACUCAACAGGAAAAAGUGCACCACCUUAGAGACACCACUACUGGAAACAGGCUAGAAAAGGAAAAUCUGAAUGUUCCUAAGGGAAGCAGACCUGACAGCAUUCAUUUGAGAGACUUUUUGUUCCACAUGCCAUUUAAUAAAGCGUUUCCAACUAGGAACCCAACAGACAAGGAACAGAUGCCUAAUUAACAGAGUGCGAUUCUUCAGCCAGCUGCACAUCACUUUGCUCUGCUUGGCACUCCCCCUUGUCUCCAAGCUGCCUCAGGCUCCCGCACACACCGCGGCGACGUGGCUGCAAGAUCGCCCCUGCGCUUUCAGCACCUUGGAAUCUCUCACCUGGGCCAAGGCUAGAAGCAGCCCAGUAUCACUAAAGCAAAUUAAAACUUCUUGUAAAGUCAGCACUGAAUUUUGUAUUUUUUCUUUGACGAUUGUUUUUCAAGAUGACAGCUGAGGAUUUAUAUAAAAGAUGUAUUGUGUGCUUUGGUUAAUUAUUUUUUAACUCAUUUCAGUUUUUCCACACUGCUUGGUAGUUGUUUAAAAGUAGAAUUUAUCCACAAGGGGAAGAUAAUGAAAAGUUACGAAGAUUAUGACGGUGUAAUACAAAAAAAAUGUGGUUUUUACUUUUUGUUAAAACAUAUUUCUAUAAAUUUCCUAUAUAAAGUUGUCUUUCCUAGGAAUAAUAAUUGUACUCCAUCACUAGCUUAAACAAUUAUACUCAAAGUAAAGCUAAUUUCUAAAGUCAAACUAUGUAAAUCGGUACUACUUAUCUACUAAUGCAUUAAAGUGAUUACAAGAAUUGAGUUUACAAGGAAA
This is a messenger RNA of Tyto alba (common barn owl), 3187 nucleotides long. It is a transcript of the gene BANK1, whose product is annotated as B cell scaffold protein with ankyrin repeats 1. The coding region runs from base 131 to 2563 and encodes 810 amino acids. The record is from RefSeq and is a predicted model, not a curated record. Lineage: Eukaryota; Metazoa; Chordata; Aves; Strigiformes; Tytonidae. Gene Ontology annotation, molecular function: protein tyrosine kinase binding; signaling receptor binding. The transcript has 18 exons. Gene Ontology annotation, biological process: negative regulation of phosphatidylinositol 3-kinase/protein kinase B signal transduction; negative regulation of B cell activation; B cell activation.